CCCGGCGGGGUCUGCGUGUGUAUAUAAGCACACCCAAACAUGGCUACGCCAAGGUAGAGCCAAGCUGCGCUACUAUUCCCCCUCUUCCUUUUUCUACGGAAGACGCAGUCACACGCUCAGGCAACGCAGGUAAAGAAAAAGAGAAGAAAAGGCAAGGUCUUGACCAUUCCAAGCACAACUUGGGAUAAGACGAAGUAGUGCCAAAUUAUGGAUUGUGGGAUUGAAUUGAAGGGCUGCAUUUGUCGGAUCAACAACUGCGCUGUUGAACUCUUCUCAAUGGAGGAGGACUUGGUGAUUGAUGAUGAGGACUCGUGGGACCUUCUUGCGAGGGAUCUUCGGUUGAAGGCUACAUUCUUGUACAUUGACCUCGGCCGUGUGAUUUGCUCCUGUGAGAUUGAUGAACACAAGAAGAUGCUCACCGGUUUAGCGAACAAGUUUUUCUACUUCAUGGAUGAGUUGACGAAUGCAGUGAGCAGCAGAAGCAUCCCCCUCAUGCAGGUGUGCUACAGUGAUACGACUCUUCUUCUCCGCGAGGUGCUCUCCGCCCUUGUGCCCUCCCAGUAAUUUGGGCCUAAUUCAAGAUUAGAUGCCCCCUGCAAGGCUAGUAUUCGCUCUGCUUCUGCAGCAUCGCAAUGUAUGGAGCAGGCGAGGGUAAGAUCUGAGAGCCUCACAUUUUCUUGGAAGCAAGAAACACCCAGAAGAGGAUGGAUAAGGAAAAUGUGAGAAGAAUGAGGUGCAGAAUCACCCUCACCUAUGUACAUAUCUUUAAUCAGCUUCAGAGUUGGAACUUGGAAGCACUUUAAUGGAUUAGCAUCCGGUUUGCACCAAUGAGAUGCACUUCUCUGAAGCUUCUUGUUUGUUUGUUUGUUUGUUUCAUUUUACAUGUGAAAGUUGACUCCUCUCUAACGCGAAAUGUAGCAAGAUAAUUGCCGUUCCA
Oryza sativa Japonica Group (Japanese rice) is the source of this 937-nucleotide messenger RNA. Its product is annotated as photosynthetic NDH subunit of lumenal location 3, chloroplastic. Lineage: Eukaryota; Viridiplantae; Streptophyta; Magnoliopsida; Poales; Poaceae. The record is from RefSeq and is a predicted model, not a curated record. Gene Ontology annotation, biological process: photosynthetic electron transport chain; photosynthesis. Gene Ontology annotation, cellular component: photosystem II oxygen evolving complex; extrinsic component of membrane; chloroplast. Gene Ontology annotation, molecular function: calcium ion binding.